Molecule: messenger RNA, 318 nt
Organism: Paramecium sonneborni
Lineage: Eukaryota; Ciliophora; Oligohymenophorea; Peniculida; Parameciidae
Source: the annotation of a GenBank genome assembly
AUGAAUUUUUGCCCAGUUUGUUCAAAUUUUUUAUCUUUAGAAAAUGAAUCUAGUUAAGGAUAUAGACUAAAAUGUCCAGGAUGCAUCUAUUAUUUUCCUUUAAAAGAAAUGAGGCUAACAAAAACAUUUUAAUCUAAAGAGCUAGCUCCUAUAACAUAUCCAUAAUAAAAUAAAUAAAUUACAGAUGAGCAAUGUGAUAAAUGUGGAUGCCUAAAAGCUUUCUUUUGGGAAUUUUAAACAAGAGGUGCUGAUGAAUAAAGUACAAUUUCUUUUGAAUGCAUAAGCUGUGGUCAUAAAUGGAAGAAUGAUAGAUGAGAG